Molecule: messenger RNA, 1551 nt
Organism: Fusarium vanettenii 77-13-4
Lineage: Eukaryota; Fungi; Ascomycota; Sordariomycetes; Hypocreales; Nectriaceae
Exons: 5
Coding region: 1-1551 (516 amino acids)
Source: RefSeq, a predicted model, not a curated record
AUGUGUUGUGGAGGCUGUGCAGUUGAAGUGUACGGCAGAGUAAACAAGGCGGUCAGGGUGCCAUUAAAAGACAGCACAAAUCUCCUGUUCAAUUACAUGGCAUGUGCCAAGGGCGAUUUUGGUCCCUCCUUUACGGGUUGGGCUCUGCAUUGGAAGCCAUUCAUUCAGCUAGGCUGUGUAUACGUGGCAGUGCAUGCAUCAAUCCAAUGCUGUGUAACUCCAGGCAAUUGCCAAGCCUGGCGAGGCUUUCACCCACUCAAUUCUGACUUUAUGAGAGGACCCCUCAUGCUUUCCUCAUUUCCAUCACCCAACGCCCGUCGAAAUUCGACAGUCUUUGCUUUGCUCAUGGCUGAGCUAGCUUUGGGCGCGAUAGGCGUCGUCCCAGUCGUGGAGUUUGUUUUUAAGUCUUUCAAAGGCCUCUACAAGAACUUGAAAACCUUCAAGAAGUACGACCGGGAAGCAAAGCGAGUUCGAGGAGAGUUGAAGAUCCUAAGGACUGUCUUCUUGCCCACGGCCGACGAUAGCAAUGCUCCGGACAUUGCUGACCAUGCCAGCCGGAGAAGCCUAGGCAAGCUCCAACUGGAUCAAAGGCUACGCAGGGCGCUUGGAGAGAACUACGAUGCCUGCGAAAAAGCUACAGCAGUGAUCCGAGAGGACCUCGAAGAGCUUAGCAGGGAACUUCAGGACGUUACUCUUUUUCGAGCGUCCUGGAGACACAGCACAAAGAUUGCGGAAGAUCUAGGACCGUCUGAAGAGAAACUUGGAGAGCCGAAGAGAUAUGAGUUGUCUGUGGAGGGAAAGACUUGCGAAAGGUAUCUUAUGGAGUGGCGUGGCUUAGUGAGUGUUCAAAGAGCUUCAAGGGCACUGCAUGAAGCGCUUGUCGACGCUUGGAAGUGCGGCCAUGCGGACCACACGAGACACUUAUUCCGUCUCUUCGUCGAAACCAGUCAGGUUGAAGACCAAACCCAGAUGAGGCUCACCAUCAUAUACCUCAACCGCAUACAGGUCGCUCUCGAGUCUAGAUUGGUGCAACUACACGUCCGAUCUUCUAUACUCCAAUUGGACCUCGGCGCUUCGAUGAUACCCUUGAUACCCCCAGACGAGGAGCAUCAAGGGAUGUCGAAGAGACGAAAGAUCGUUCGAUUUGGGGAGCCGACAGUGGCUGAAGGUGAUGCAAGAGACGAUGAGGAAAUCCGAUGUAACAUCAAGUGCCGGCCGCAGUGGAGUCUUGGGGUGGCACUACUGCAGAUCAACCACUGGAGGAAGAUUGAUUUGGGGGAUGUUCUCGCGGUUCGUAGGGCGGCGGGAAGGACGUCUCAGAUCUCUCCCAAGUAUCGGGAGCUAACGCAGUGGUGUCUAGAAUGCGAUUUCGGGCGACGCCGGGGCCAAGAUUUGUCUAGAUCUCCUCUACAUCAGGCAGUGUACAAGGUGGUUCUUGGUGAGCUGGAUCGCCUGCUAUCGCUGAAGGAACAAGAGAUGAGCCCGAUGCAGGUCUCGGACGAGGGUGAUGAGCUGGGUUAUUACAAUGCUUUUGAUGGGUGCACGGUGUAA